Molecule: messenger RNA, 289 nt
Organism: Fusarium oxysporum Fo47
Lineage: Eukaryota; Fungi; Ascomycota; Sordariomycetes; Hypocreales; Nectriaceae
Exons: 1
Coding region: 20-259 (79 amino acids)
Source: RefSeq, a predicted model, not a curated record
GACUGGAACUGGUAUUACUAUGACAGCGCAAUUAACAAUGUUCCAUAUUGUGGGGAUUAUUACCUCAGCUAUGAGUAUUGGUGGGCACCUGUUGUAUGGUACCCUACGUGGUAUUAUGUGCCGCACACUCGUUACAGAGUCCCCAACAGGUCACGCUACAGAAGGCUUACAUGAUUUGGACCUUAUUUGGCGGAAAGCUAGGAAUGGGCAGUGUUUGGGGAAGAGAUCUGGGCCAAAACUACCUGUUCAACUCCUUUGAGCCUUGCCGAAUGAGAGUUGGAGUCUAUCC